AUGGCUAGCACCCAGCUCGACCGCCCGGUAUGGCAGGUUCGCCGUCCGGAGGAGACGAACACGGCCAAGUUCAUGUCGUUUGUCAACAAGCGGCACAACCUCAGUCUACAGUCCUACGACGAUCUGCACCAAUGGUCUGUCGGCGACACCAGCUUCGACGCCUUUUGGCACGAUGCGUACGAAUGGCUGGGACUAGCCCCAGCAGGCACGACCAAGAUUGGCAAGAUGCUCCAGGGCGAGAAUGCCGCGGCCACACCGCUCUUCCCGCCGCCGACCUUUUUUCCUGACGACAGGCUCAACCUGGCCGAGUUUCUCCUCCGCCGGGGCCCGGACGCGCAGGUGGCCAUCCACUUUGCGCGCGAAGGCGUCGCCGACACGGAGCACGUGACCUGGCGACAGCUGCGUGAACGUGUGCGCUGUGUACGCGACGCGCUGGCGAGCUCGGGCAUCUGGGCGGGCGACGUCGUGGCCGCCGUGAUCUCCAACUCGAUUGACGCCAUCGUGCUCUGUCUCGCCAGCCUGUCGCUGGGGGCCGUCUGGUCGUCGUCAUCGCCCGACCUCGGACCUGAUGCCAUCGUCGACCGUUACGGCCAGGUCGACCCGUCCAUCAUCUUUGCCGACGACGGCUACGUCUACGCCGGCAAGCAGGUCACGCUCACCGAGCGCAUCGCCCAGUGGUCGCAUGCCGUCGGCCGCGUCAGCGCCAAGCUGGCCGACGUCGUCGUCAUCCCGUACUGCGGCGCCGCCGUCGACACGUCGGCCAUCUACCGCGGACGCACGUGGGACGCCUUUCUCGGCCGCGGCACCGGCAGAGACCUCGACUUUGCCCUCAUGCCGUUCUCCCACCCUGCCUUCAUCCUGUUCUCGUCCGGCACCACCGGAAAGCCAAAGUGCAUGAUCCACUCAUCAGGCGGGGUGGCCUUGAAGGUACAGACCGAUAUGGUCUUGCAACAUGACAUUCGGCCCACCGAUGUGGUCUUUCAGUACACGACGACGUCUUGGGUAAUGUGGGUUCUCAACUUUGCUAAUCUGUCGACCGGAAAGUCCAUGCUUCUGUACGACGGUUCGCCAUUCCAUCCUCGCCCGACAAUACUUCUUGAGCUGGCACAGGAUGUAGGGGUCACUGUCUUUGGGACGUCGCCACGGUAUCUCGGAGACCUUAAGAAGCGAGGCAUUGUUCCACGGGAGCAAUUCGAUCUCAGCAAGCUUCGAAUGAUGACGUCGACGGGAUCCGUGCUGUCAGCCGAGCAGUACGAUUGGUUCUACGAUGUCGCCUUUCCACCGGACGCCCAGCUCAUCUCCAUGAGCGGAGGAACGGAUAUUGCAGGCUGCUUCGUCGCGGGGACUCCACUUCUGCCGGUGUAUCGCGGCGAGAUCCAGGCCAAGGCUCUCGGCAUGGCAGUAGACAUCUUUGACAGCGCUCAGACGGAACACGUCUCGGUGGAAGCGACGGGAAACCCAGGAGAGCUCGUCUGCACGAAGCCGUUUCCCAGCCAGCCGGUGACGUUUCACGGUGCCGGAGGCCAGGACCUCUACAAGUCGUCGUACUUUGAGCGCUUCGGUGUCGGCGUCUGGUGCCAGGGAGACUUUGUACAGCGCAUCAAGGCGACGGGCGGCCUGUUGAUGCUGGGCAGAUCCGAUGGUGUGCUCAACCCGUCUGGCGUCCGGUUCGGCUCGGCAGAAAUCUACGCAGUCACGGAAAAGAUGGCCGAGAUUGCCGACAGCAUCUGCGUGGGCCAGAGACGAGACUGCGACGCGGACGAGAGGGUGCUGCUCUUUGUCAAGAUGCAGCCGGGCAAAACCCUGACCCAGGCACUAGAGCAGGACCUGAAGACGGCAAUCCGGCAGACAUAUUCUGCUCGUCACGUGCCCCGCUUCAUCUUCGAGGUGGCCGACAUUCCCUACACGGUCAACGGCAAGAAGUGCGAGAUCAACGUCAAGCACAUUGUCAAUUGCCGCAAGGCAGCGGUUAGCGGCACGGUGGCGAAUCCGGCCGCCUUGAAGCUGUUUGAGCAAUUUCAGCAGCUUCCCGGGGACGAGGCUGUGGUCAAGAGCAAGUUGUAG
This is a messenger RNA of Grosmannia clavigera kw1407, 2064 nucleotides long. Its product is annotated as acetoacetyl-synthase. Gene Ontology annotation, cellular component: cytosol. Gene Ontology annotation, molecular function: acetoacetate-CoA ligase activity. The coding region runs from base 1 to 2064 and encodes 687 amino acids. The record is from RefSeq and is a predicted model, not a curated record. The transcript has 9 exons. NCBI's taxonomy places the organism in Eukaryota, Fungi, Ascomycota, Sordariomycetes, Ophiostomatales, Ophiostomataceae. Gene Ontology annotation, biological process: lipid metabolic process.